Molecule: messenger RNA, 809 nt
Organism: Rhipicephalus sanguineus (brown dog tick)
Lineage: Eukaryota; Metazoa; Arthropoda; Arachnida; Ixodida; Ixodidae
Gene: Rab32
Product: ras-related protein Rab-32
Exons: 6
Coding region: 164-802 (212 amino acids)
Biological process (GO): phagosome-lysosome fusion; endosome to lysosome transport
Cellular component (GO): lysosome; trans-Golgi network; Golgi apparatus
Molecular function (GO): GTP binding; GTPase activity
Source: RefSeq, a predicted model, not a curated record
GUCUUUUUGGCCGACAGAUAGCAUAGUGCGACCGUCCUUCACCAGGCGUCACGCACAGCGGCUGACUGCCGCUGCUUAUCGCCUCCCGUUGAAGCAAUCGCUUGCCAUGCCGGCCGUUUUCACGAUCCUCCAGCGAAAGGACCUGUGAACUUAGCCCGUCACGAUGAAAAACCCGCAGCGCGAGCACCUGUACAAGAUCCUGGUCAUCGGAGAGCUGGGCACCGGCAAGACCAGCAUCAUCAAGCGCUACGUGCACCAGUUCUUUUCACAUCACUACAGGGCUACAAUUGGCGUCGACUUCGCUCUCAAGGUUGUAGAAUGGGAUGAAAAUACCCUCAUUCGUCUUCAAUUAUGGGAUAUCGCCGGCCAAGAGCGCUUCGGCAACAUGACGCGCGUCUACUACAAGGAGGCUGUCGGCGCCUUCAUCGUGUUCGACGUGACGCGGUCGCAGACCUUCGAGGCGGUGAGGAAAUGGAAGGCCGACCUGGACAGCAAAGUGCAGCUGCCCGAAGGCAGUUCCAUACCCUGCGUGCUGCUUGCAAACAAGUGCGAUAUGUCCAAAGAAGGCAUUGUAAACAACCCAGCCUCCAUGGAUGAAUUCUGCAAGGACAACAACUUCGCCGGCUGGUUUCUCACGUCGGCCAAGGAGAACGUCAACAUCGAAGAUGCAGCCAAGUUUCUCAUAUCGCAGAUACUUCACAACCACAAGGCACUAAACUUGGACGAAUCCGGGCAAGCCUCGGUUCCACUGUCAGGGUCUGCUCCAUUGGGCCAGUCCGUGCCAAGGAGAGCAUGCUGCUGACUUGAAA